Molecule: messenger RNA, 3078 nt
Organism: Dracunculus medinensis (Guinea worm)
Lineage: Eukaryota; Metazoa; Nematoda; Chromadorea; Rhabditida; Dracunculidae
Source: the annotation of a GenBank genome assembly
AUGAAUUCUUCGACACUGUUAGUAUCGAUAGGAAAAGACUCGCGUGAAGAAAUCAGGUUGAAAAUUCCGAUGGAUUAUAACGACUCAGACGGCGGAAAUCGUGAAACUAGUCCGGUGGUUAAUUCCCGAGCAGCUAGAAGGUCAACAAUUGGAGAAGAUUAUUAUACAUGGGGACAAGCAAGAGAAAGCUUCGCUGCAACUGGCAACAAUCUCGCACUUUUUGAUGAACCAAGCGCAUAUUUCAUAAGUACACAUCUUAAAGGUUUUACGACACCCGGACCGUUAGAAAGAGAGCAGAGCCAAAAAAAGAAGGCUGAUUUAGGAGUUAUGUUAGGCGUUUAUUUGCCAACAAUUCAACACAUUCUUGGAGUAACGAUGUUUAUACGUUUAUUUUGGGUGGUUGGAAUGGCAGGAAUUGCACAGACAUUUUUUCUUCUCUUUCUUUGUUGCUUUUGUACAUUUCUGACUUGUAUAAGUCUAUCAGCGGUAGCCACUAAUGGAACUGUGGAAAGUGGUGGAGCUUAUUUUAUGAUAUCGCGAAAUCUUGGUCCGGAGUUCGGUUCUGCUGUUGGAAUUCUUUUCUAUCUCGCUAAUACUGUUGCUGUGUCAAUGUAUCUUGUUGGUGGCGUUGAAAUAAUCUUGUUAUAUAUUUUCCCGGAUUUGACCAUUGGCGGAAGUUCAGUACACUCUGAUACAGGUCCAAUGGGAAUGAUGUCUCACAAUCUUCGAAUUUAUGCAACCGUUCUGCUUCUCAUUGAAUUCGUUAUUGUGGCUAUGGGUGUUCGAUUUGUCCAACUUUUUGCUCCAAUAUCAUUACUGUGCGUAAUUGUAUCGAUUUUGGCAGUUUAUGCUGGAGGAAUAGAAAAGACAAUCAAUCCUUCAAGUGGUUCAAGAGUAUGUAUGCUUGGUAAUCAUUUAUUGCAAGCAAAAGUAGUUCUUCCAUCAAACGCUUCGAUUUCCGAUUUAUGUUUUUAUUGCAAUGCUUCAUCCAGUUUACAAAAGGCUUUUUGUAAUGACAACAGUUGUUCCGAUUUAUUCAAGAACAAUCGUCCUCGAUGCGUUAACGGUUAUCCUGGAUUUGGGAGCAGUGCCUUUUUAGAAGGUGAAUACUUGUAUGGAAGUGAAGCGAAUAAGAAAGUGGAAGUAUUUCAGGAUGUGACGACGACAUUUUUUGUUCUGUUAGCAAUUUAUUUUCCUGCUGUAACUGGGAUUCUUACGGGUGCAAAUAUGAGUGGAGACUUAAAGAAUCCGCAGUCAUCUAUUCCGUGUGGUACUAUAGCUGCUCAACUUACGACGUCAUUCGUUUAUUUUUCAUUGGCUUUCGUAUUUGGUGCAACAAUCGACGGUUUUUUAUUGCGUGACAAAUAUGGGAAAUCAUUGGGUGGUGGAAUGAUUGUAGCGAAUUUAGCGUGGCCUAGUCCGUGGGUUUUACUUGUUGGAUCAUUUACUUCAACAUUUGGUGCCGCACUUCAAUGUCUUUGCAGUGCACCUCGACUUCUUCAAUCAAUUGCUAAGGAUGAUGUGAUUCCAGCGCUGAAAAUAUUCGCAACAGUUACAAAAAAUAAUGAACCCUUUACUGGUUUAAUAUUAACCACUAUGAUCGCUGAAUUAGCUAUUUUAAUGGGUGCUAUGGAUCAAAUUGCUGCAGUAGUGGAUUUCUUCUUUCUUAUGUGUUAUGCAUUUGUUAAUCUUAUUUGCGCACUGCAUUCAAUUUUGGGUGCACCGAAUUGGCGACCACGUCAUUAUCAUUACUUGGUGCUGCUCUUUGCUUUUUUAUUAUGUUUAGUACACACUGGGAUUAUGCCAUUCUAUCUUGCUUAUUGUGUUGUAUUAUUUACAAAUAUAGCGAAAAAGGAAUGGGGCGAUGGUUUUCGCGGUCUCGCAUUAACUACCGCACAAUAUUCGCUAAUGAAAAUUGAUGAGAAAGAUCCACAUCCAAAGAAUUUUAGGCCACAAAUAUUAUUACUUUUAUCAAUCCCUUGGUCAAAGGAUUUGGUUGAUGUUCGCUACCAAAGGUUGUUAAAUCUAUCUUCUCAGUUAAAAGCGAGUCGAGGUUUAACAGUUGUUGUUGCUUUAAUUCGUGGUAAUCCUUUAAGUGUUUUGGAUCAAAAAAAUGCUGAUGAGAUCAAAAAAAGAAUUGAGUUCGAUAUGCAUCAGUUGCGCUUAAAGGGUUUUGCUAAAUCUAUUAUAUAUGGUGAAAGUCAGAUUGGCGGUUGUGUAUCAACCAUAAUUCAAAGUGUUGGCAUGGGUGGUCUUCGUCCUAACACGUUAUUACUUUCAUGGCCCAAAGAAAAAUCAGCUUCUGAUUCAGUCGAUUCAGAAUAUCAAACUUUCACCGAUAAAUUACAUGCUGGUGUAGCAAUGGAGAUGUGCUUGCUUGUUGCAAAAGGUAUAACAGAUUUUCCUAUGGCAGGAAUGCGUCUAACAGGGACGAUGGAUGUUUACUGGAUAGUCCAGGAUGGCGGGCUUUGCGUACUUGUCUCUUAUUUAUUGGGACAAAGCAAAAUUUGGCGAGGUUGUAAAUUACGUAUCAUCGCUGUUGCCCAAGAAAUGGACAAUAAUAAUAAAAUGCAAGCUGAUUUACAAAAUUAUCUUUAUCAGCUCCGUGUAGACGCUAGAAUCCUUAUUGUUGAGUUGUCUGAUCCUAAAAUCUCAAAAGAUGCAUUCGAACGAACUCUUUUAAUGGAAGAAAGAUCAAAACUUCAAGCAGCAAUGCAAGAACAAAAGCUCAAAACGCAAAAUUUGUAUGAUAGUGUUGAAUCAAAAUUUGGAAUAACGGAUGGUGAAAAUGGUAUUGAUGAGGAAUUAGCUGGAAACAAGAGAACAGAUAAUUAUGUGGAAGGAAAGAAGAUUCACAAAGUUCUAAAAAUGCAUACCGCUGUUAGGUUGAAUGAAAUAAUACUUGAGCAUUCUGCUGAUAGCCAACUCAUUCUUCUUAACCUUCCGAAACCACCAGUUGGACGAGAAGGACUUGAUGAUUAUAUGCAUUAUUUGCAAGUUCUUUCUGAUGGAAUCAGUCGAAUUUUAUUCGUAAGAGGAACGGGUAAAGAAGUGAUAACGACAAGCAUUCCUGUGUGA